Messenger RNA from Anolis sagrei ordinatus, 8877 nucleotides. RefSeq names its product plakophilin 4 (gene PKP4). The record is from RefSeq and is a predicted model, not a curated record. Gene Ontology annotation, molecular function: cadherin binding. Gene Ontology annotation, biological process: cell-cell adhesion; cell-cell junction assembly. Lineage: Eukaryota; Metazoa; Chordata; Lepidosauria; Squamata; Anolidae. Gene Ontology annotation, cellular component: adherens junction; nucleus; cytoplasm.
CAACAGACCACCCAGGAAUCUUCCACAAGUCCAGCCAUGGAAACAGAGGCUACUGCCACCACUAUUCUAGCUUCUGUAAAAGAACAGCUGUUGUGUCCUGGAGGGGAAGAGAAAGGCAAGGAAGUCCACGGGAGCAGCUCACUCCACUUUAAAGAAGAGAAGAAGGAGGGAAACCAUGCUGGAUCAUGACCUCCAGAGAGCUGCUUCUUCUUCCCCCUGGAUGUUCUGUCACUGCCCUCGUCCUUUGGACACACUGCUACAGCCUUCAAUCUGGUGUGCUCCAGGUGCAUUGUGGCUGAAUGAGAGCCAGCAUUAAAAUCACCUUUGGUGGUGAAAGAAGCUGGUGUGCCUGUUGCUUGUGGCCACCACUUGCUUUGCCACAUCUCUGGCUGGACCCUUGGAUGCAGAAGAGAAGUGGCCUCAGAAACUCCAAGAGCAUGUUGGACUGGCUGUUCUGCCAAGGCGGAUCAGUGCAAGCAUCCCUCACUCUGAGGACCUCUGGAGAAAACUGUGAGCCUCCCUGUGCCACCACAUCCUGGAAGGUGGAGAAAAGAAAUUAAUAAAGAGUCCUAUGGAACUCCAGUUUCAAAGACUCACCAGAGAGCUUGAGGUGGAAAGGCAAAUUGUUGCCAGUCAGUUAGAAAGAUGCAGGCUUGGAGCGGAAUCACCGAGCAUUGCAAGCACAAGCUCUACUGAGAAGUCGUUUCCCUGGAGAUCUGCAGAUUUGCCAAAUACAGGUGUAAAUAAGCUCAGAACAUCAGAAAGUGUUCACAUUACUUCUUAUCAUGUUGGAGCAGAGCCGGAACAAGGGAAUCUCUAUUCACCAGAGCAAACAUCGCUCCAUGAAAGUGAGGGAUCUGUGGGUAACUCCAGAAGUUCAACACAGAUGAAUUCAUAUUCCGACAGUGGGUAUCAGGAAGUCAGCAGUUUCCAUAAUAGUCAGAACCUGGGAAAGGGAGAGAACAGACUACAACAUUCCUUUAUUGGAUCCAAUAAUAACCAUCUGGUGAGAAGUUCAAGGGCUGAAGGACAAGCUUUGGUUCAGACUUCCUCAAACAUACCUGCAAACAGAGCCAUGAGACGUGUAAGCUCUGUUCCAUCAAGGGCCCAGUCUCCAUCCUACGUCACCACAGGAGUUUCCCCAUCAAGAGGAUCACUGAGAACUUCUUUAGGAAGUGGCUAUGGUUCACCAUCUGUCACUGAGUCACGAUCUCUUAAUUCUAAUGUGUUCUCAUCCACAACGUUACCUGCGCAAAGAGCAGCAUCUCCAUUUGGUACGCAAAGACCUGCCUCACCAAUAGCAGUGCGUCGGAUUAGUUCAGUAACAUCUAGGCAAUCAUCUAACCCCAAUGGAGGAACUCCUCAGUACCAGCCUGCAGUCAGAGUUGGUUCACCUCUUAAUUUAAAUGAUGCACAGACAAGAGUGGCAUCACCCCCUCAAAGUCAAGUUGGGUCUUCUUCACCAAAGCGUUCUGGCAUGACUGCGGUCCCGCAGCAUUUGGGAUCAACUUUACAACGGACACUUCAUGACAUUGAGCAAUAUGCACAACAGUAUGAUAUAUACGAAAGAAUGGUUCCACCCCGCCCAGAUAGCCUUACAGGCUUGAGGAGUUCAUAUGCCAGUCAGCACAGUCAGCUUGGACAAGAGCUGCGUUCAGCUGUCUCUCCCGAUCUACACAUCACUCCCAUAUAUGAAGGUAGAACCUAUUAUAGUCCAGUGUACCAUAGCCCUACUCAUGGAACAGCUGAUGUGCACCAAGGAUCCCAGACAGCAUUAUAUCGAACUGGCUCAGGUAUUGGAAAUCUACAAAGAUCAUCCAGUCAGCGUAGCACACUUACAUACCAAAGAAAUAAUUAUGCUCUGAACACAACAGCUACCUACGCAGAACCCUACAGGUCACUUCAUUAUCGAUUGUCGGAGUCCAGUUACAACAGGAUGCAACAUGCAGCCCCUGCUGAUGAUGGCACAACAAGAUCGCCUUCGAUAGAUAGCAUCCAGAAAGAUCCCAGAGAGUUUGCAUGGCGGGAUCCAGAAUUGCCUGAGGUCAUUCACAUGCUUCAGCAUCAGUUCCCAUCAGUUCAAGCCAAUGCUGCAGCAUAUCUACAGCACCUGUGUUUUGGAGAUAACAAAAUAAAAACUGAGGUUUGCAGGUUAGGAGGAAUCAAACAUCUAGUCGACCUGUUAGAUCACAGGGUCCUUGAAGUUCAGAAGAAUGCUUGUGGCGCAUUACGAAACCUGGUGUAUGGAAAAUCUACAGAUGAGAAUAAAAUAGCAAUGAAAAACGUUGGUGGGAUUCCUGCACUUUUACGAUUGCUAAGAAAAUCAAUUGAUGCAGAAGUAAGAGAACUUGUCACAGGCGUUCUCUGGAACUUGUCUUCCUGUGAUGCAGUAAAAAUGACAAUCAUUCGAGAUGCUCUGUCAACACUGACAAACACUGUGAUAGUUCCUCAUUCUGGGUGGAAUAAUUCUUCCUUUGAUGAUGAUCAUAAAAUUAAAUUCCAAACUUCUCUAGGCCUCCGCAACACAACAGGAUGCCUGAGGAAUCUAAGCUCUGCAGGAGAAGAAGCACGGAAGCAAAUGAGAGCGUGUGAGGGGCUGGUUGAUUCGUUGUUAUAUGUGAUCCACACAUGUGUGAACACUUCUGAUUAUGACAGCAAGACUGUGGAAAACUGUGUGUGUACAUUAAGGAACCUUUCCUACCGUCUAGAGCUUGAAGUGCCUCAGGCCCGCCUGCUGGGUAUUAAUGAAUUGGAUGACUUUUUGGGGAAGGAAUCACCAAGCAAAGAUUCUGAACCAAGCUGCUGGGGGAAAAAAAAGAAGAAAAAGAAGAAGACAUCGCAAGAAGAUCAGUGGGAUGGAGUUGGCCCAAUACCAGGAUUGUCAAAGUGUCCUAAAGGUGUGGAAAUGCUGUGGCACCCUUCUGUAGUAAAGCCGUAUCUAACUCUUCUAGCUGAAAGCUCCAAUCCAGCUACUUUGGAGGGUUCUGCAGGAUCUCUCCAAAAUCUGUCUGCAGGCAAUUGGAAGUUUGCGGCCUAUAUUCGAGCUGCAGUCAGGAAAGAGAAAGGGCUUCCAAUUCUUGUGGAAUUGCUGAGAAUGGACAAUGACCGUGUUGUUUCCUCUGUGGCAACUGCUUUGAGAAACAUGGCUUUAGACGUUCGCAACAAGGAGCUUAUUGGUAAAUAUGCUAUGCGAGACCUGGUAAAUCGCCUUCCUGGAGGCAGUGGACCAAAUAUUCUCUCUGAUGAAACUGUGGCAGCAAUAUGCUGUGCUUUGCACGAGGUCACCAGCAAAAACAUGGAAAAUGCCAAAGCACUAGCUGACACAGGUGGAAUAGAAAAACUGGUAAACAUAACAAAAGGAAGGGGUGACAGGUCAUCAUUGAAAGUUGUCAAGGCAGCAGCCCAGGUGCUCAACACAUUAUGGCAAUAUCGCGAUCUUCGUAGCAUUUAUAAAAAGGACGGUUGGAAUCAAAAUCAUUUUAUUACCCCAGUGUCAACACUUGAGCGUGACAGAUUCAAGUCACAUCCCUCCUUGUCGACAACGAAUCAGCAAAUGUCGCCUAUCAUUCAGUCUGUUGGCAGCACAUCUUCAUCACCUGCGCUAUUAGGAAUUAGAGACCCUCGUUCCGAAUAUGAUAGGACCCAAACUUCUAUGCAGUAUUACAAUAACCAAGGUGAUGGGAUUGUACAUAAAGACAUCUAUACUGGGUCCAGCAAACCUUCGCCAGUUUAUAUCAGCUCUUAUUCAUCACCAGCAAGAGACCAAAAUAGACGCCUACAGCAUCAGCAGUUGUAUUACAGCCAAGAUGAUUCCAGCAGAAAGAACUAUGAUGCGUACAGGUUAUAUUUGCAGUCCCCACAUAGCUAUGAAGACCCAUACUUUGAUGACCGAGUCCACUUCCCAGCUACAGCUGAUUACACAACACAGUAUGGACUGAAAUCAACCACAAACUAUGUAGACUUCUAUUCCACCAGGCGACCUUCUUAUCGAGCAGAACAAUACCCUGGGUCACCCGACUCUUGGGUGUAGCAUUAGAAAACCACAAAGAGGAAAACUGUUUCUAACGUUGCUUGAGAAGAGAUUGAGUGAUGGGCUUGCUGUUUUGAGGGAGAAAUGUGAAAGUGAAUUACAAAGAAGGAAACCAAGAAAGAGCUCCCCCCACCCUACCCCAUGGGAGAGUAUUUGGAAGAUGGGAUUGAAUAUGGAAAGGGAGAACUUUGCUCUGUUUAGAUGUUAGACCUGUAGUCCCUAUAGUCUGGUGAAGGUGUGGGCAAUGUGACAAAAGGUUUGAGAAUUGAUGGGGAAAUGGAUUUGGGAAAUGUUUAGGUCAGGUGAAAUUACGAAUGAUUUUUUUUAAAAAAUGUGAAUAAAAGUCUUGUUCUCAUGGUUUGUACAGGAAAAAAUGGAUGCCCUUCUUGUUUUACUGCUACUACUAAAUGUCAAGAUUGUAUGCUAUCAUGUCUUGUAAAUUUCUUUUUAUUUGGUGUAAAUAUGGAAAUGCCACGUUGAUUGGAAGUGCCAUCAUUUGUAAUGCUGUGUGUCAUUUUAAAACUUGAUUUUAAAAAUGGACAUCUUCUAAAAAGGGGAGAGACUGAGAGAGAUUGAAAGGGGACAAAAAACAUAUGAGGAAUCGUUAUAAAUAAAUAUCAUUUUGUUUUUAAAAUGAACGGUGUAAUUUUGAAGCACAAACCUCAGUCCAGUAUAUCUGCAUCUUUUUCAUUCCCUGCCUCUUUCACAGAAUAAUUCACUGCCAUUUUUAAUGCCUAUGGGGAAAAAAUAAAUGUGGAUGCCUCAUCCAUGGAACGCAAUUCCCUGCUCAUUUUUUUUAUUUUCCAUGUUUAUUGUUAACGAACAAAUACAACAGAUGUAAAUGCUUGUUGUGAGUUGUAAAAUAAGGUUAAAUAUAUAUCCAAGCAUUUGACCACUUUCUCAGUUUUGUGGAGUUCAUAUCCAUGAGUCCAGUAUUUUUUACAGUUCAUUGUGUUUUCUUCUAAAAAUAAGUAAAGAAGCAGAAUAAAGUUCAUUUCGCUUAUUUUUCCCUUUAGUAAUCUGUCUAGCAGGCACAUAUUCCUCUUACUUCAUUUAUAAUGUUUUUUAUAAAUGAGUAUUAAUUGAUUACAUUCAUUUUCCUCCUAGCACACUGGUAACAGCUAAACCUUUAAGCCAUGGUACAAAUUAAUUUGGAUUUAUUAGUUGUUGAUCUGUGUCUGUAGCGGAGGUUGUUUCACAAAAAGAACCCACGAUUGGCUCUACAGACACUGGGAAGACAUAAAGGGAUGGAAUUAUCUGUGUUUCUAAAGGAUUAGCAGAAACUGUUCAUAAUUCCUGCCUGUUUACCUAUACUUAUUGUUGCUUGAAAUCUUGUUUGCAGAAUUAAUCUAUAUCAUAUCCUUAAUCAAUUGAAUAGAAAGUAGCAUCCCUGCAGUUCUGGGCAGCCACAUUGUCCCGUACCACAUUGUUCCCACUUCUGAUUGUUAAUGUGGCAUGUCCCUGACCAGUAUGUAAAUUGUUUCUAUUCUGUGCCUUCAGACCAAGCCAUGGUGAUUUUGACAAAAGCUCAUUUCUGUUAAAUAAUUUGUUCUCAUACUUGGUUAUUUCUUCCACAUAGUACCACAGGUGCAAAAUCUUUCUGUUGUUGCUUUCAUGGAUACCCAGUCAUUGGAGUGGUGCCCUUUGUAAAAGGUCUUAAAUUACAAAUUACAUCUUUACAAAAGGAGUCAAAAUUUUGUGGCCCUACAGAUGUUGAACCACAUCUGGCAGGCAUAGCCAAUAGUGGAGAGUGCCGGGAGCUGCCAUUUGGAGAGGUACAGGGUUCCCACCUUUGGUUGAUAAUGUGGCAUAAUGUAUUUCUCAACAUAGCCCAGAAACGUGCCUGAAUUUUCAGCUUCAUCAAGAAUAACCUGAUUCCUUCAGUUCAUACUGUUGACUUGUCAGUUUGCAUCAAGGAGAAGCAAAGCCAUUCAAGGGCUUGCCCUAAAGGACAUUUGGGUUUUCUAGACAAGACCUUAAGAAUCCUUGUGGAAAUCCAAGGUAGGAUGAAACCAGAAAAAAAAAACACUAAACGACUUGUAUGUGAGGGGCAGGUAUGUCUGGAACAUGCAAAUAGGACAGAGCAGGGCAUAUUUUCUUUCAUUUAUCUGCUUGAAAUGUCUGUGUACCUAUGGGAAGUUCAUUGAUAAAAGAAACAAAGACACUAAAAAAAAUAAAACAAGCAAUUCAAUCUUGCAUUCUUUUAAUAAAAGUUUCUGAUUGGCGCAAAUCAGUAAGAUAUGGACUAAAUUUUAAUAUACCAUAAAUAUUCAUGCAUAUCUAGAAAAUUUAGUCAAAAAAUAAGCCCCUGUGCCUUACCACUUACAAAAAAGGAAAAUCUCCCCUGAGUAGAGUUAUAAAAGGUAAGAACUUAGUCUGUACCAGAAGAACCUAAAAGAAGCAGCAAUCAGCUUUACUCUUUCUGGUACGGUACCACUUUUGUCCUUUUUGAAUGCCUGGGCAGGAAAAUGGCAGGCCAACGCAACAUUGGUGCGUUUCCUUCUCUGUAGAAUGACUCUUGUCUUAUCCUUAGGUCAUAUCAAAAUCUAAAAUUUUGACACACACCUCCCCCCCCAACCUGCCCUUUAUUUACAAAUGAGGUUGACUUGCACAUGAGUAUAGACAGUACUUAUUUACUCAUUUUGUUUUCUAUUAUAACAGUCUCCUUUACUGUUUUAAUCGCAUUACCAAACAUUUGGCUAGCAAAAUCAGCACAAGAAAUAUGGCCAAAAUAAUCAACUAUAAAUUGAUAAGAUGCGGGACAAGCAUCUACCUAGAUUCAUCUCAUAGAGGCUAUACUGACAUUUGUGUGUCAAUUUUGUGCUUGUGCUUCUUUUUCAUUCUGGGAACUGUUAACUGUAUCACUUUAAGACAGUGCUUUUUAACCUGUGGGCUGCAGACCACCAGUGGGACAUGAGGAUGAAAAUCUGGUCCGCAAACCUCCUUCCUCUUUUUUAAUUUUAUUUUAUUUUCCGCUCCUUUCAUGCUGCCUGCCACUAAUUCCCUGUCGUUGAACAGCCCUGACCUCUUGGAUAGACCACAUCGAUCCUAGAUUAUUAAAUAUGGUUUUCUGUGGGUGAGCAGAUGGCAACUACUGGAUGGCAUCUGUCCUGUAUCGGAGACUAGAGUUGAUGUGGUCUAUCCAAUGCAGUUUGCUGAAUCAGCAUCCCAAAUAACCAAAACAAAUCUAAAGUUGACCAAAAAUUGAUUUGUAACCUUUUAGUACUAAUGUUGGAGAGUGGUCCCUGGUCAAAGUGGUCCCUGGUCAAAAAAAAGGUUGGGAAACACUGAUUUAAGAUGUCCAGCCACACUGCAAAAUUUCUUUCUGUUCUGUUCAGGUGGAUUUUAAAAAUCUAAUUUAUACACAUGGAUCUUUAAUUAUACAAAUGAAAUUAAAUGGCAUGUUUCAAUUUACUUCUCUUCAGCAUGUUCUGGUUCCCCCACAUGCAUCUUAUUGCAGGAGUACUAUUAGGUCAACAAGUUUAAUUCAUAAGAUGUUGACCUCUCCAGUGGGAACAAUUAUAGACAUGAAAAAUCAUUUUUAUUGCUUAGAGCCUCUGGAGUGCGGAAGUGCUCUUUCGAAAAGUAGCGUAUAACAUGAAAAGGGAGAAGCAAUUAUUCUCUAAUCUCAUACUCAAAUUCUCUGAGGGGUGUGUAUGUAAUUUGGGGAGAGUAAGCCAAAAUAUUUUACCUGAUUUUUUAAAGUGUGCUUAGUUAAGCAGCUGUGAGAUAUUGAUACAAUAUAGAGAUACUUGGAUGCAUAUGAGAAACGCAUGACAGGGUUAAGGAAAACAAUGGAAGUAGCUUUAAUGUGUGGUAGAAGCCGCUUUAAAUAUAAAAUCUGGAUUAUGCACCAUAAGUAUCGUGCAGAGAUCUAGGGUUUGCUGCUGACUGCAUUAAAAAUCAAAUGGUCCUACCAGAACAUUUGUUUAUGGUAUUUAACUUUUAUAAUUCUUAGGAAUUCCAUCGAAUGAAAAAAUGUUUAUUGAUCCCUACAGUAUGUUCAUUUUUUUCCCAAAUGGAGAUCAGGCAAAAUUAGGCAAUUUGGGUCACAAAGAGAACCAGUUGGUUCAAGCAAGCCGUGUUAGUUCACCAGAUAAGAAUUUAUAUUAUAAUUAGUACAAAACUAUUCUAAAACUUCCAGUGCUAUGAUUAUUUUCUAUGAACUGUGUAGCUUGAUGUUAGGUCAACUGGGAUGCAGUCUCGGUUGCUGGAAGGAACCGAGAAGUAUGGCUUAAAAUUCUGUACCUGUUCUUCUGAGGAAGGACAAAUAUACAGUUCAUGUCAUUUUACUGUAAAUUUUAUCAAAGGUAGAGAAAAGUUGGUCCACUCUAUGGUCAUAUCCUUUCCUGGCCAUUCUGACAAGUUGCUAUUUUCAAUUUGUAUCAAAGGAUGGAAUCUUAAAAUCACCCCCAAGUUUGCAAUGUUUUUAAUUGUCUGGAAAACUAGACCAAAGAUGUUAGUAAAUUAGUGACUGUAUAGGUUCUGUGUGUGUUUGCAUAGUUUCCUUUCUGUAAAUAGCAUCUUGUCAAGACACUAAAUAAAUCUAUAAUGACUGCUAUUUUAAAAAAGGAUAGAACUGAGGGAGGUGCUUGUGUUAAGCAAAUACAAAUGGAGUUGAAAUGAUAAUGCAGCUACACUCACCAUUCCAAAAUGUUGUGAAAUUUUGUCCUGCUUGUUAAAGGGUUACUGAUUUUUCAGUUAUCCAGAGUAAGCUUCAGUCUUGUUGUGUGGGGGAAAUAGGCAGGUGGCUAAAAAAGAACUGACUUGAAUAACCCACUCCUGAAAAUACACCUUCCUGCACAAUGUGCUUGUAUUUUGGAUAAUAAAGCAGAUUUUGGUAUUUA